Molecule: messenger RNA, 7436 nt
Organism: Onychomys torridus (southern grasshopper mouse)
Lineage: Eukaryota; Metazoa; Chordata; Mammalia; Rodentia; Cricetidae
Gene: Znf236
Product: zinc finger protein 236
Exons: 31
Coding region: 636-6320 (1894 amino acids)
Biological process (GO): regulation of transcription by RNA polymerase II
Cellular component (GO): nucleus
Molecular function (GO): DNA-binding transcription factor activity, RNA polymerase II-specific; RNA polymerase II cis-regulatory region sequence-specific DNA binding
Source: RefSeq, a predicted model, not a curated record
GGCGGCGGCGCGGGCGGCGGCUUCCUCCUCCUCCUCCCGAGUUCCUGUCGGCUCCCUCCCCGAGCCCCUGGCUCCGCGGCUUCGCAGAGUCUCAGCCCUUCGAACCCCCCUCGCCGUCCUCCCGAGUCCCGAUCCUCCAGCCUCCCUCCCGUGUCGCCUGCUCAGCUCCGCGUCGUCGUCCCCUCAGUCUCCUCCCUCCCUCCAUGUCUCCCUGUCCCUUCCGCCCGUCCCCUGCCCGCCUCGGCCGUCCUCGGCACAGGCCCGAGGGAGUGCCCGCUCUUCCGGUGUGUCCCUGGUUCCGCGUUUCUAAGGGACCCCCAGCCCGGCGGGGACCAGGGAGCCUCGGAGGCCGCGGGGAGAGCGCACAGUAGGCUCUCUUGGACACAGCAGGCCUCGGGAAGCACUGCUCUCUGUCUUGUAUGCCCCGCUGCCUGAAUUCGUGGGCGAUCACUCGGGUCUGUCCCUUCAGGAAGGAGAAGUGCACAGUUUUUACAGCAGGCAAAGUGAUGGGGGACAUGUCACCCGCACCGUCGCCUCCCCUCAGCCUGGCGCUUAGUGGGGGCCCCUCCUCCAGCGCGAGGAGGAGGAGGAGGAGGAAACAGGCAUCCAUUGCCACAGCGUUCUUUUGAGAUGGGAUGGGGGUCAUCGGGUGGAGAGGCACAGAGCUCGGCUGUAGGAGCCAGGGUUUAGUGUCAGUCUUGGGAGAUACCUGCCCUGGAGUCCCAGCGUUUGUGGUCCCGAAGCAGCCCUGGGCCGUUUGUGCAGUCAAGCUGGCUGGGAAAGGACCCUGCUUGGGCGCUGGGAAGGCGGUGCCUGUCUGGGACGCAAUGGAAGAUGGCGUUUUGGCGUUGCAUGAUGAUGACAUUGACGAUGACUGUCAGAUACCAAGUUUCCACAAAUGUGAAAUCUGUUUGCUGUCUUUUCCAAAAGAGUCACAGUUUCAGCGUCACAUGAGGGAGCAUGAGCAAAAUGACAAGCCACACCGAUGUGAUCAGUGUCCCCAAACAUUUAAUGUGGAAUUCAACCUGACGCUUCAUAAAUGUACACACAAUGCAGAAGAUCCUGUCUGUCCUGUGUGCAACAAGCGGUUCUCCCGAGUGGCCAGUCUCAAAGCACAUAUUAUGCUCCAUGAGAAGGAAGAGAACCUCAUUUGCUCUGAGUGUGGGGAUGAGUUCACGCUGCACAGCCAGCUGGCCAUACACAUGGAGGAGCACCGGCAGGAGCUGGCAAACAACCGAGCCCACACCUGCAAGGCCUGUAAGGAGGAGUUCGAGACGACGCCCGAGCUGAAGGAGCACAUGAAGACUCACUGUAAAGUUAGGGCAUCAGGUACAAGAUCUUACAAUCGGAACGUUGACAGGAGCAGCUUCACAUACUCGUGCCCACACUGUGGAAAGACAUUUCAAAAGCCCAGUCAGUUAACGCGACACAUAAGGAUACACACAGGUGAAAGGCCGUUCAAAUGCAGUGAGUGUGGAAAAGCUUUUAACCAGAAAGGGGCACUGCAGACCCACAUGAUCAAGCACACAGGAGAAAAGCCGCACGCCUGUGCCUUUUGUCCUGCCGCCUUUUCUCAGAAGGGGAACCUGCAGUCCCAUGUGCAGAGGGUCCACUCAGAGGUAAAAAAUGGGCCUACUUAUAACUGUACAGAAUGUAGCUGCAUUUUUAAAAGUUUAGGUAGCUUAAACACUCAUAUCAGCAAGAUGCACAUGGGUGGACCCUCGAAUUCCACAAGUUCUUCAGAGACUGCGCAUGUUAUAACGGCCACGAUCUUUCAGACUUUGCCUCUGCAGCAGGUGGAAGCCCAGGUCUCAUCAGUCUCUGGUCAGCAGAAUUCUCAGGCAGUGACUGAUGUCAUUCAGCAGCUUCUGGAACUGUCUGAGCCGGGGCCGGUAGAGGCACAGCAGUCCCCACAGUCUGGGCGGCAACUGAGUGUGACAGUGGGCAUCAACCAGGACAUCCUCCAGCAAGCCUUAGAAAACAGUGGGCUGUCUUCACUUCCAGUUGCAGCACCUCCCAGCGACUGCAGCCAUGCUCAGACGUCCACAGGGUCUCCUCAGAGUCCACAUGCCUCUAGUGUCUCUGCUGAACAAGCUGAUUCCAUGGAUGCUGAGCAGGAAAAGGGACAGGAAAGCCCUGAGAAGAUGGAUAAGAAAGAGAAAAAAAUUAUGAAGAAGAAGUCACCGUUUCUGCCUGGCUCCAUUCGGGAGGAAAACGGGGUUCGGUGGCACGUGUGUCCCUACUGCACAAAGGAGUUCCGGAAGCCCAGUGACCUUGUGCGCCACAUUCGCAUCCACACUCAUGAGAAGCCCUUCAAGUGUCCACAGUGUUUCCGGGCCUUUGCCGUGAAGAGCACACUGACCGCUCACAUCAAAACUCACACUGGCAUCAAGGCCUUCAAGUGCCAGUACUGCAUGAAGAGCUUUUCCACCUCAGGGAGCCUCAAGGUGCACAUCCGCCUCCACACAGGAGUUAGACCUUUUGCUUGUCCUCACUGUGAUAAAAAAUUCCGAACCUCAGGCCAUAGGAAGACGCACAUAGCUUCCCACUUUAAACACACGGAACUGAGGAAGAUGAGGCACCAGCGCAGACCUGCGAAGGUUCGGGUUGGCAAGAGCAAUGUUCCUGUCCCCGACAUUCCUUUGCAAGAACCAAUUCUCAUAACUGACUUAGGUCUUAUCCAGCCCAUUCCAAAAAAUCAAUUUUUCCAAAAUUAUUUUAAUAAUAAUUAUGGCAAUGAAGCAGAUAGACCAUACAAAUGUUUUUACUGUCAGCGAGCAUACAAAAAGUCUUGCCAUCUUAAACAGCAUAUCAGAUCACAUACGGGUGAGAAACCUUUCAAAUGUUCUCAGUGUGGUAGAGGCUUCGUCUCUGCAGGAGUGCUCAAAGCGCAUGUGCGGACACACACUGGCCUGAAGUCCUUCAAGUGUCUGAUCUGCAAUGGAGCCUUCACCACAGGGGGCAGCUUGCGGAGACACAUGGGCAUACAUAAUGACCUCCGCCCCUACAUGUGUCCCUAUUGCCAGAAGACAUUUAAGACCUCCCUAAACUGCAAGAAACACAUGAAAACCCAUAGAUACGAACUAGCCCAGCAGCUCCAGCAACAUCAGGAGGCUUCCUCCAUGGAUGACAGCACCGUGGACCAGCAGAGCAUGCAAGUGUCAGUUCCCCUGCCUGUGGAGAUUGAGAGUGCAGAACUGCAGCAGACCCCGGAGACUGUGGCGGCAGACCCCGAGGCGAUUCUAGAACUGGGGCCACAGCAUGUGGUAGGCACAGAAGAUGCAGAGCUUGGACAGCAGUUGGCAGAUGAGCCUUUGGGAGCCGAGGAAGAUGGGUUUGCAGCUUCCCAGGAUCCUCUCCCAGGGCACAUGGACCAGUUUGAAGAGCAGACUACUCCACAGCAGUCUUUUGAGUCUGCAGGACUUUCACAAGGUUUCACAGUGACUGACACAUACAAUCAACAGACCCCAUUUCCACCUGUGCAGCAGCUGCAGGAUUCUAGCACACUUGAGUCCCAGGCCUUGUCUACGAGUUUCCACCAGCAAAACUUACUGCAGGUCCCAAAUUCUGAUGCCAUCAAUGUGGCAGCUCGUUUGCUUCCAGAGUCAUCUCAAGAGGAUCUAGACCUACAAACACAACGUCCACAGUUCCUGGAGGACAGCGAGGACCAGAGCAGGCGCUCUUACAGAUGUGACUAUUGCAACAAAGGCUUCAAGAAGUCUAGCCACUUGAAGCAGCAUGUGCGCUCACACACAGGGGAGAAACCUUACAAGUGCAAGCUCUGUGGGCGUGGUUUUGUCUCCUCUGGUGUCCUCAAGUCUCACGAGAAGACACACACAGGAGUCAAGGCAUUCAGCUGCAGCAUCUGCAAUGCCUCCUUCACCACCAAUGGCAGCCUCACGCGGCACAUGGCCACACAUAUGAGCUUGAAGCCUUACAAGUGUCCGUUCUGCGAAGAGGGCUUUCGAACAGCAAUUCAUUGUAAAAAGCACAUGAAGAGACAUCAGUCUGUCCCUUCUGCAACCUCCACAGCUGCAGAGACAGAGGGAGGAGACACAUGUAUGGAGGAAGAGGAAGACACUUCUGACAGGAGUACCUCAAGAAAGCCUCGUCCUGAGGUCAUUACUUUCACAGAAGAGGAGACAGCCCAGCUGGCCAAAAUUCAGCCCCAGGAGAGUGCUACAGUAUCUGAGAAGGUCCUGGUGCAGUCGGCUGCGGAGAAGGACCGAAUCAGUGAGAUGAAGGAUAAGCAGGCAGAGCUUGAGGCAGAACCCAAGCAUGCCAACUGCUGCUCAUACUGUCCUAAGAGCUUCAAGAAGCCCAGCGACCUGGUGAGGCAUGUUAGAAUCCAUACUGGAGAAAAGCCGUAUAAGUGUGAUGAAUGUGGAAAGAGCUUUACUGUGAAGUCCACUUUAGAUUGUCAUGUGAAGACUCACACCGGCCAGAAGCUGUUCAGCUGUCAUGUCUGCAGCAACGCCUUCUCCACAAAAGGAAGUCUGAAGGUGCACAUGCGCCUGCACACGGGGGCGAAGCCUUUCAAGUGUCCUCACUGUGAGCUGCGCUUCCGCACCUCUGGGCGAAGGAAGACUCACAUGCAGUUCCACUACAAGUCAGACCCAAAGAAAGCCAGGAAGCCUGUGACCCGGAGCUCGUCAGAAAGUCUCCAGUCUGUGAACCUCCUCAACUCCUCUUCCCCUGACCCCAAUGUGUUCAUCAUGAACAACUCUGUGCUAACGGGACAGUUUGAACAGAGUGUGCUGCAGCAAGGGCUCGUGGGUCAAGCUCUCCUUCCCGCCUCUGUUUCAGCUGGUGGGGACUUGACAGUGUCUCUGACUGAUGGGAGUUUGGCCACCCUGGAAGGUAUCCAGUUACAGCUGGCUGCUAAUUUGGUUGGCCCAAAUGUGCAGAUUUCUGGACUCGAUCCCUCCAGCAUCAACAACAUCACAUUGCAGAUUGACCCAAGUAUUCUGCAGCAGACACUGCAGCAGGGUAGCCUGCUUGCUCAGCCGGUUACAGGGGAGUCUGGCACAGGCUCACAGAACACCUCUGUGCAGACGUCCGACAGCUCUGUCCCAGCCAGUGUCGUCAUCCAGCCCAUCUCCGGCCUGUCCUUACAGCCCACAGUGACGUCUGCCAACCUCACCAUUGGCCCGCUCUCUGAACAGGAUUCUGUGCUGACCACCACCAGCAGCGGGACACAGGACCUCACUCAAGUGAUGACUUCACAAGGCCUCGUGUCCACUUCGACGGGCCCCCACGAGAUCACCCUGACCAUCAACAACUCAAGUCUCAGCCAGGUCCUUGCCCAGGCUGCUGGCCCCUCUGCCACCUCGUCCUCGGGCUCUCCACAGGAGAUCACGCUGACAAUCUCUGAACUUAAUCCUACAAGUGGGAGCCUUCCUACCACAACACCGAUGUCACCAUCAGCCAUUUCAACCCAGAACCUGGUCAUGUCUUCAUCAGGUGUGGGUGGUGAUGCCAGUGUCACACUGACCCUGGCUGAUACUCAGGGCAUGCUGUCUGGAGGUCUGGACACGGUUACAUUGAACAUCACCUCUCAGGGCCAGCAAUUCCCAGCGUUGCUCACGGAUCCCUCUCUCUCAGGCCAAGGUGGAGCGGGCUCACCACAAGUCAUAUUAGUGAGCCACACUCCACAGUCCUCAUCUGCUGCUGGGGAAGAAAUAGCUUACCAGGUGACUGAUGUCUCUGCCCAGCUGACCCCUAACAGCCAGCCUGAAAAGGAGGGCCCCUUACACCAGUGCCUGGACUGUGAGCGUGCCUUCUCGUCAGCUGCUGUGCUCAUGCACCACAGCAAGGAGGUGCACGGGAAGGAGCGCAUCCACGGCUGCCGGGUCUGCAGGAAGGCCUUCAAGCGAGCCACACACCUCAAGGAGCACAUGCUGACACACCAGGCUGGCCCCUCGCUCAGCUCUCAGAAGCCCAGGGUAUUCAAAUGUGACACCUGCGAAAAGGCGUUUGCCAAACCCAGCCAGCUGGAGAGACACAGCCGCAUCCACACAGGGGAGCGACCGUUCCACUGCACUCUGUGUGAGAAAGCCUUCAACCAGAAGAGUGCGCUGCAGGUGCACAUGAAGAAGCACACUGGCGAGCGGCCCUACAGGUGUGACUACUGCGUCAUGGGCUUCACGCAGAAGAGCAACAUGAAGCUGCACAUGAAGCGAGCGCACAGCUUCGUGGCAACCUUGCAGGCAGCUGCUGUGGUCCAGGAACAGGAUGGGGAAGAGCUAAGGACCCUCCACUUAGAGGAAGUGGUGCAGGAGGCGGCGGGCGAGUGGCAGACCCUAACCAAUGUGUUCUGAUGCCAUGGAAGAAGGCUGAGAGCAUCCAUGAAGCUACAUUUGUGAAGAUUAGAUCACUCAGAGUUUCUGUUUUAAAACUUGGUGUUAAAAAUCUACCACAAUAGUUUUUUAACUAAAAUUAUUUGAAGAAUCAUUGUUACUCAAAGACUAAUAGGAAAAAAUGCAAAGGCACUGUUUUCAUUGGUCUACAGAUCACAGAACCCGAGCACUACCGUGGGCACUUUUACCUUCUCUUGGCCAGGGUAUGUCCUUAGCAGAUGACCUGGAUCUGAAUAUCAUUGCAGUGGGAUUGGUGUUAGCAAAAGACAAGAUGGGAAAACACUUGCAUGGUAGUUCAUGAAGUUCAGAAGCGGUGCCACCACACAUGGAUGUUUUCCACUUUCACUCCGUGGUUUACUAAUCAGUAGCAGUCAGUUCUUUUCAGCCCACUCUGUUCAUGUAACUGAUGCCUUGAGAGGUGGCUGGACCAGCUCUCUCUCCAUCACAGACACCUAAUCCCUAGUUAGAAGAACACAAGAUCUGGCGACAGCAGGGCCACGAGAAAAUGUGACCGCAGGCAAGGACCAGCUGCUCCCAUGGAUGUCCACACGCUUGCUGCAUGAAUCUGUCCAGUCACAUGUACUAGGUCACUGCAGAAGCACAAGCCAUACCCUGUGAGCAGGGAGAGACAACUGUCUCCUAUGGGACAGGAAGCUGUCCCUGUCCACCUCAGUAGAUUACCUGUGUUUUACGGCUGAGGACCCCCACCCCUGCGACUUCCUCCUCAGGCCUGCGGAGAUGUGCUGCCACUUCAGGGGGUCCUUCCGGGUCAGCAGUGCUACCUGAGACGUGUCCCAAACCAAACCCUCCUGCACUGAGCAGUGUGUGCGCCUCAGCAUUCCAAAGACAGUAGGUCCCCACUUCCGAUCAGUCCCUCAACUAUUUAUAUGUUCUAUAUGUGAAUACCUGUGUACAUAGACAGAUAUCUGGGCCUCCGUGUGGCUGAGAAGUAUAUUUUGUAAAUAGAAGCACUAGUCCUCAUCACAGGGCGCAUCUGAGGCCACUCCCUGGUGCACUUCAGACCGGUGUCGUGUUCAUUCUGUUAAUAAAUGGAUAUCUUUUUCAUUGUAACAUAAA